GGUUCCUUCGAAAAGGCAGGUGCCAUGACAGAACUCCAGGAAGUACAGAUCACGGAAGAGAAGCCGCUCCUGCGAGCCCCGGGAGGACCUGAUCCGGGCAAGGAUGCUGAACUGAUAACAGCCAAACUGCUGCAGGAGCAUGGCCAGAAACACCAAGUGGAGACACCCUAUGGGAUUGUCACAAUCACCAUCCAUGGGACGCCCAAGCCCAAACGCCCGGCCAUCUUCACCUACCAUGAUGUCGGACAAAAUCAUCAUUCGUGCUUCGACACCCUCUUCCACUUUGAGGACAUGCAAGAGAUCAUAAAGAACUUCGUGGUGAUCCAUGUGGACGCGCCUGGCAUGGAGGAGGGCGCCCCGGCCUUUCCUCUGGGGUAUCAGUAUCCCUCACUGGACCAGCUCGCUGACAUGAUCCCCUGCAUCCUGCAAUAUGUCAACUUCACCAGCAUCAUUGGCAUCGGAGUGGGGGCUGGCGCCUAUGUUCUGGCCCGCUACAGCCUCUCUCAUCCCAACACCGUGGAGGGUUUGGUCCUGAUCAACAUUGACCCAAAUGCCAAGGGCUGGAUGGACUGGGCAGCUCACAAGCUGACUGGCCUCACAUCGUCCAUCUCAGAGAUGAUUAUGGGACAUCUCUUCAGUACAGAGGAACUUUCCAAGAACACUGAGAUGGUGCAACAGCAGCGGGACAUCCUGAGCCAUGCGACCAACCUGCCUAAUAUUCAGCUCUACUGGAGCAGCUACAACAGCCGCAGAGACCUGAGCUUGGAGCGCGGAGGAGACAUCAGCUUCAAGUGUCCUGUGAUGCUGGUGGUGGGAGACCAGGCCCCUCAUGAAGAUGCUGUGGUGGAGUGUAAUUCCAAGCUGGAUCCUACCCAGACCUCUUUCCUCAAGAUGGCAGAUUCGGGGGGACAACCACAGCUGACCCAGCCUGGGAAACUGACGGAGGCCUUCAAGUACUUUGUGCAAGGCAUGGGAUACAUCCCUCAUGUACUGGACAAGAAACUGAGUCAGGGUGGCCUCGUCCUGCAUGACGCGCCUGUCCCGCUCACGCACCGCCUCUCUGUCCAGUGCCGCCUCGGGGGACGGGAACCGGUCCCGCUCGCGCACCCUGUCCCAGAGCAGCGAGGCAGGGGCGCCCCCGCCUCCGGCCCCCACCAUGGAGGUGUCCUGCUGAGCGCCAGGCCAGGGGACGAGACCGCCUCCCACCUCUGAACAGGACUUCUUCUGCUAUCCCACAAUGCACUCCGGCCACUGGGCCGUGUGACGAUCUCCCCUAACGGUACUAAACAUCCAGGGAGGCCCAGAUGGGAUGCAAUGUACUCUCUCUCUCUCUCUUUUUUUUUUAAAAAAAGGCAAACCUUAACCUCCCCCCCCUACCUUUUCUUCUCAACCAACACAUACACACCUCUCUUCAGCCCUACCUACCCCAAAUCCCCCUCCCUUCUCUCCCGUAACCUAAUACUAGUUCCAGCCCCCCCCACCUCAGUUUCCUUAGUGACCCUCAGCACUGAGGGAGACACAGAUGGAGUAGCAUCCGCUUCCUAAACGAUUAAACUCUCAGCACUUAUUCUGAUUCCUCCUUUGUUCUCCGCCUCUUUGCUCACUUAGUUCCCUUCAUGAGGGAAGUCUGGAUUAUUUGAUUUUUGUUGUCGUUCUGUCUAAACCAUAACUAACCCUUGUUCCCUCCCCCCAAUUACUGAGCGAUAAAUGUUCUGGGAGUCAUCUGGAUGGGGAUCAGUUUGUGUGGCUCGCUUUCUCCUCCUUUCCCUCCCAGAACGUACGGAGGCACUAGUAGGACUUUCACUAGAGCCCUGAUGAGGACCGGUAUGGCUGCUGUCAGGCCAGCAUAGGGCACCCAAUAUAGGAAGGACUCCUGUCUUCCAUCCCCGUCUGGCCUGGUCGGUUCUAAUUCCUUUAUGGGGCUUAAACAUAAUUUCAUUCCCUGCUCUCUCUCUCUCUCUCCCUCUCUCUCCAGAAGAACCAUGAUCCUCCCCCUCUUUCCACCUCUUUGGGUUUAUUUUAUAGCCCUUACCACCCCAUACACACAAACGUGCUUUUGUUUUAUACCCCCAAAUCCAGCCCUCUUCCCCCACCCUCACAAAGGCUGCAUUACUUACCUGUUCUCUUUCCUGCCCCCACUCCCACCCCCAUUAAAACUAAUCCUUUGUAGAUGGUAGCGGCUUUGUGGUGUGCAUGUAUGGUUUCCGCUAAGACAGCAAGCGACUUCUGGCGGUUAGGGGCUUUUUGGGUGGCUGGGCGAAGCUGAACUGGGGGGAGGAGAUUUCUCUGGGGGAGGGUGGGAUUGUUCCUCUUAGGAUGUUUCAGGGGAACGAGGGGGGUGGGAGAUGCUUGAGCCAGACUACGCUGUUGUGGCAGUGCCAGGUACAGAUGGCAAGGGGCUGCAGUGUUUUUGGCUUCGUAUAAGGAGAUGGGUGGAGGAGACUGUGAUCAGUUGUGAUUUUCUUUUCUUUUUUUUGUCUAAAAGUGCUGACUGUAGUGCGUUCCGGCUGCUGGCUUUGAGCAGGGCUCUUGUGGUGCCGUGGAGGGUAAACAUUGGGUCAGCUUCUUGUGUAAAAGGGAUUCCAACUGUACCAGUUCAUUGAUGUUAUUGGCUGUAUUUUUAAAAAAAGAAAAAGAAAAAACCACACACACACCUUUAAAUGUAUAGAUAGUUUGGGUUUUUUGGCCAUGUUGCUCUCUCAAAAUGAAAGAAAAAUUAUUUGGAUCAGCUAUAGUGAGAGUACUCAGUCUGCAAACUUUUGAGAGACACAGAAUGCUUCAUCGAACUGCGGAGACAAAGAGUUCUGUGUAACCCGAAAGCUGGAAUACUCCCACCUCAGAAGACGACGGUCCAAUUAGAAAGUCACCUUACUUAUUCCUUAAACCUGAAUAGGCGCUGGGGGUGAGUGGCUCAGCAGCCUAUGGUCAAGGGGCAUUGUUUGGAACGGGUUCCAGCUGGAAUUUGUAGCUCCCGCAUGUAAUGGGAUCCUGUUGUAUUUGAGAAUGUGUGAGCUCUGUUUUUUUUUUCCCCCAGAGCAGUCGAUGGUGAAUCCCGACUCUAACAAUAAAGUCUCUAGAGGAA
Messenger RNA from Gekko japonicus, 3082 nucleotides. It is a transcript of the gene NDRG2, whose product is annotated as NDRG family member 2. Bases 25 to 1212 code for a protein of 395 amino acids. Gene Ontology annotation, biological process: signal transduction. Gene Ontology annotation, cellular component: cytoplasm. The record is from RefSeq and is a predicted model, not a curated record. NCBI's taxonomy places the organism in Eukaryota, Metazoa, Chordata, Lepidosauria, Squamata, Gekkonidae. The transcript has 17 exons.